Messenger RNA from Dipodomys spectabilis (banner-tailed kangaroo rat), 8508 nucleotides. It is a transcript of the gene Greb1l, whose product is annotated as GREB1 like retinoic acid receptor coactivator. The transcript has 34 exons. Gene Ontology annotation, biological process: kidney development; multicellular organism development. NCBI's taxonomy places the organism in Eukaryota, Metazoa, Chordata, Mammalia, Rodentia, Heteromyidae. Bases 156 to 6047 code for a protein of 1963 amino acids. The record is from RefSeq and is a predicted model, not a curated record.
GCCACCCCCCGGGUCCUCGGCCCUCGCGCCCCGUCAGGGCCAGGUGUGAAAAAACCUUCAGCAAGCUAUCACCUAGGCAACUGGCUCCCUGAAGUGUUGACUGAUGAACUUAAUCAUGAACAUGACUCAAAAAUGUUAAUAACUAAACCAAGACCAUGGGGAAUUCAUAUGCUGGGCAACUGAAAUCUGCUCGAUUUGAAGAAGCACUCCACAACUCCAUAGAAGCCUCUCUCCGAUGUAGUAGUGUGGUGCCACGGCCAAUUUUUUCCCAGCUCUAUUUGGACCCUGACCAGCAUCCUUUCCCAUCUGCAGAUGUCAAACCCAAAGUAGAGGAUCUGGAUAAAGAUUUGGUACACCGCUACACUCAAAAUGGCAGUCUGGAUUUUUCGAACAAUCUAACAGUUAAUGACAUGGAAGACGAUGAAGAUGAUGAAGAAAUGUCUGAUUCAAACAGCCCUCCAAUUCCCUAUUCACAAAAACCUGCCCCAGAAGGAUCUUGCACUACAGAUGGUUUUUGUCAAGCAGGAAAGGAUUUGCGUUUGGUAUCACUCUGUAUGGAACAAAUCGACAUCCCAGCAGGAUUCCUCCUGGUGGGGGCCAAAUCUCCCAAUCUUCCUGAACAUAUCCUAGUGUGUGCUGUAGACAAGCGAUUCCUACCAGAUGAUAAUGGGAAAAAUGCACUUUUAGGGUUUUCUGGAAAUUGUAUCGGCUGUGGAGAAAGAGGAUUUCGGUAUUUCACGGAAUUUUCCAACCACAUUAACUUGAAGCUCACCACUCAGCCUAAGAAGCAGAAGCACUUAAAGUACUACCUAGUCAGAACCUCCCAGGGUGUACUGUCAAAAGGACCUCUUAUCUGCUGGAAAGAAUGUAGAAGCCGACAAUCCUCUGCUACUUGUCAUUCUAUUAAACCAAACUCUUCUGUGUCAUCAACUGUGACCCCAGAAAAUGGAACAACUAAUGGAUACAAAACAGGAUUCACUCAAACAGAUUCACCGGUUCUCAGUCCAGCUAAUUCUGCAAUCAAUUUAAGUGGAGCUCAGGACCUGACCCGGAAUAAGAAUGUUGUGAAACCUCUGGCUUUAUCCUUGCAGGUGGUAGGGAAGACUUUUGCUGCAGAGGCUGCAAAUGGGAACAGUAGUCAAGGAGGGAAGACUAGCACACCCAGCUCCACUCCAGCCCGCCCAGGGAACUACUCCUUGUCACCAAGACCUAGCUAUGCAUCUGCAGACCAAGCUACCAUGUUCAUUUCUGGACCACCAAAGAAACGACACCGGGGAUGGUACCCUGGGUCACCAGUCCCCCAACCUGGUUUAGUUCUACCUGUUCCUACAAUUCGCCCUCUUUCAAGAACUGAGCCCCUUUUAUCUGCCCCAGUUCCACAGACCCCAUUAACUGGAAUUUUACAACCUCGGCCCAUUCCUGCAGGGGAAACUGUAAUUGUUCCUGAAAACCUGCUAAGUAACUCAGGCGUUAGACCUGUAAUUCUGAUAGGCUAUGGCACUUUACCCUAUUUCUAUGGAAAUGUUGGUGACAUUGUUGUGAGUCCUCUGCUGGUGAAUUGCUACAAGAUUCCACAGUUGGAAAACAAAGAUUUGGAACAAUUGGGGUUGACCAGUAGCCAGCUCCUGAGCGUGGAAAACAUGAUCCUUCUGACCAUCCAGUAUCUUGUGCGCCUGGGUCCUGAUCAGAUACCUCUCAGGGAGGAAUUUGAGCAAAUUAUGCUGAAAGCUAUGCAGGAAUUUACUCUGAGAGAGCGGGCCCUGCAGAUGGGAGCUUCGUGUACCCCAGUGUCUCCAGGACAACUCCCCUGGCUUGCUAGAUUAAUUGCCAGUGUGUCACAAGACUUGGUUCAUGUGAUUGUGACUCAAAACUCUUUAGCAGAGGGCAUUUCAGAGACAUUGCGGAUUCUCAGUGAAAUAAGACACUAUCAAAGGUUGCCAGAUUAUGUGGUGGCAAUUUGUGCAUCAAAAAUCAGAGGAAAUGAGUUUUGUGUGGUGGUGCUAGGCCAACAUCAGUCCCGGGCUCUGGCAGAGAGCAUGCUCACCACAAGUGAGUUUUUGAAAGAAAUUAGUUAUGAGCUCAUCACGGGAAAGGUCAGUUUCCUGGCAUCACAUUUCAGAACCACGUCAUUAGGUGAUGACCUGGAUAAGCUACUCGAAAAAAUGCAACAGAGAAGAGGAGACAGUGUGGUCACCCCUUUCAAUGGAGAUCUUAAUGAAUGUGUGUCACCCCAGGAGGCUGCUGCUAUGAUCCCUACCCAAAAUCUGGAUUUAGAUAAUGAAAGCUUCCAAAUUUAUCAACCACAGCUUACUGUUGCCAGAAAACUCUUAUCCCAGGUAUGUGCUAUUGCUGACAGUGGCAGCCAGAGCCUGGACCUCGGCCACUUUAGCAAAGUGGACUUCAUCAUCAUUGUCCCAAGAUCGGAGGUUCUGGUCCAGCAAACUCUUCAACGGGUUCGACAAUCAGGUGUCCUUGUAGACCUGGGACUGGAGGAAAAUGGAACAGCUCAUCAGAGAGCAGAGAAAUAUGUUGUUCGUCUGGACAAUGAGAUUCAAAGCAAGUUUGACGUUUUUAUGAGGAGGGUGAAACAGAACCCGUACACACUGUUUGUACUAGUUCAUGACAACUCCCAUGUGGAGCUAACGAGUGUCAUUUCAGGCACUCUGUCCCAUGGUGAACCCAGUCAUGGGUUGGCAGAUAGAGUCAUUAAUUGCAGAGAAGUUCUGGAAGCUUUCAACCUCCUGGUGCUCCAGGUUAGCUCCUUUCCAUACACACUACAGACCCAGCAGUCCCGAAUCAGCUCCAGCAACGAAGUUCACUGGAUACAGCUGGACACUGUGGAGGAUGUGGGCUGUGAGGAGAAGCUGUACUUCGGCUUGAACGAGUACAGCAAGUCUCUGCAGUGGGGGGUCACCAGCCCACUUUUGAGAUGCGACGAGACCUUUGAGAAGAUGGUGAACACACUCUUGGAGAGGUACCCCAGAUUGCACAGCAUGGUCGUCCGCUGCUAUCUUCUCAUCCAGCAGUACUCGGAGGCCCUGAUGGCUCUCACCACCAUGGCGUCGCUCCGAGACCACAGCACACCUGAAACGCUCAGCAUUAUAGAUGACCUCAUCAGCUCCCCAGGAAAAACCAAGAGUGGGAGGGGCCACAUGCUCAUCAUAAGGGUGCCCUCGGUGCAGCUGGCCAUGCUGGCCAAGGAGCGGCUGCAGGAGGUGCGCGACAAGCUGGGUCUGCAGUACCGCUUCGAGAUCAUCCUGGGGAACCCCGCCUCCGAACUCAACGUGGCCACUCACUUUGUGGCACGAUUAAAGACGUGGAGAGGAAAUGAGCCAGAAGAAUGGAUCCCUCGGACGUAUCAAGAUUUAGAAGGUCUGCCUUGCAUAGUAAUAUUAACCGGCAAAGACCCUCUGGGGGAAACCUUUCCCAGGUCUUUGAAGUACUGCGACCUCCGGUUAAUCGACUCGAGCUAUUUAACUCGCACGGCUUUGGAACAGGAGGUGGGUCUGGCAUGCUGCUAUGUCUCAAAAGAGGUCAUCCGGGGACCCACUGCUGCCUUGGACCUCAGUGGGAAAGAGCCAGAGCGGGCCCCAGCCAGUGAGAAUGACUCCGAGGAGCUGCUCAUCGACCUGGAGAGGCCGCAGAGCAACAGCAGCGCUGUCACUGGAACCUCCGGGUCCAUCAUGGAGAAUGGAGUGAGCUCCUCCAGCACAGCCGACAAGCCCCAGAAGCAGCCCCGGACGCCCAGCCUGCAGAGUCCUGCCCCGAGCCUGGGGCUGGGGGAAGGGGUCUCGGCCAGCGCGGGGGAGACCCUGAAGCAGGAGUGUGACUCCCUGGGCCCCCCAAUGGCCAGCAGCACCACCACCCCCAAGCUUUCCUCGUCCUCCUCGGGCACCCGAAGCCUGGCGUGGCCCGGCCAGCCCCCCAGAGGCUACAGGAGCCUGGACGUCAGCCUGCCCCCGGUGGUGAUCUUAUCCAAGGCGGCCUACGGCCUCCUGGGCGCCCCGAAGGAUGGCAAGCUGCCGUCCUCCGCCUCCCUGCUGCCCCACGCCGACGUGGCGUGGGUGAGCUCCCUGCGGCCCCGCCUGCACAGGGACACGAGCAGCGAGGAGCAGUCCCUGUACUACCGCCAGUGGACGUCGGCCCGGCAGCACCACGCCGACUACAGCAACCAGCCCGACCCGGCCUCGGGGGCCCCGACCUUCCACCCGCGGCGGCUGCUGCUGACCGGACCCCCACAGGUUGGAAAGACUGGCUCCUAUUUACAGUUCCUCAGGAUCCUCUUCCGCAUGCUCAUCCGGCUCCUGGAGGUGGAUGUGUAUGACGAGGAGGAAAUCAAUACUGAUCACAGCGAAAGCAGUGAUGUGAGCCAGUCUGAGGGAGAGCCCUGGCCUGACCUCGAGAGCUUCAGCAAAAUGCCUUUUGAUGUCAGCGUGCAUGAUCCCAAGUACAGUCUGAUGAGCCUGGUGUACACGGAGAAGCUGGCAGGGGUGAAACAAGAAGUAAUAAAGGAAUGCAAAGUUGAAGAGCCCCGGAAACGAGAAACUGUGUCCAUGAUGCUGACCAAAUACGCGGCCUACAAUACUUUUCACCACUGUGAGCAGUGCCACCAGUACAUGGACUUCACCCCCGCCUCCCAGAUGUCCGACUCCACCCUUCAUGCGUUCACAUUUUCUUCCUCUAUGCUGGGAGAAGAAGUUCAGCUCUAUUUCAUCAUUCCCAAGUCCAAAGAGAGUCAUUUUGUCUUCAGCAAGCAGGGCAAACACCUGGAGAGCAUGAGGCUGCCUCUGGUUUCAGACAAGAAUUUGAAUGCAGUCAAGAGCCCUAUUUUCACUCCUUCCAGUGGUCGCCACGAGCAUGGACUCCUAAAUCUUUUCCACGCCAUGGAGGGCACCAGCCACCUCCACCUUCUGGUGGUCAAAGAGUAUGAGAUGCCACUGUACCGCAAGUACUGGCCUAACCACAUCAUGCUGGUGCUUCCCGGCAUGUUCAAUAACGCAGGCGUGGGUGCUGCUAGGUUCCUCAUUAAGGAGCUGUCAUAUCACAACCUAGAACUGGAGAGGAACCGCUUGGAGGAGCUGGGAGUCAAACGCCAGUGUGUCUGGCCUUUCAUCGUUGUGAUGGAUGACUCCUGUGUUCUGUGGAACAUUCACAGUGUUCAGGAGCAAACCAGCCAGCCAGUGGAAGCAGGAGUUUCAAGUAAGAAUGUGUCCUUGAAGAGUGUCUUGCAGCAUAUUGAAGCCACACCAAAGAUCAUCCACUACGCAAUCCUGGGAAUACAAAAAUGGAGCAGCAAGCUGACUUCUCAAAGCCUAAAGACCCCGUUCUCUAGGUGCCAUGUGCAUGACUUCAUUCUCCUCAACAUAGACUUGACUCAGAAUGUGCAGUAUGACUUUAACAGGUAUUUCUGUGAAGAUGUUGACUUUAACCUGAGAACAAACAGUAGUGGUUUGCUCAUCUGCCGCUUCAAUAACUUCAGUCUCAUGAAGAAACACAUUCAGGUUGGAGGACAAAGGGACUUUAUCAUUAAACCAAAGAUCAUGGUGUCAGAGAGCUUAGCUCCCAUCUUGCCCCCGCAGUACAUCUGUGCGCCUGACAGUGAACACACACUGCUAGCAGCGCCAGCACAAUUUCUCCUGGAGAAGUUCCUGCAGCAUGCUUCAUAUAAACUCUUCCCCAAAGCCAUCCAUAACUUCAAGAGUCCUGUGCUGGCCAUUGACUGCUACCUGAACAUUGGACAAGAGGUGGCCAUAUGCUACAUCAGCUCCAGACCCCACUCCAGCAAUGUCAAUUGUGAAGGGGUAUUUUUCAGUGGACUCCUUUUGUACCUCUGUGACUCUUUUGUAGGUGCUGAUCUUCUUAAGAAAUUUAAGUUCCUAAAAGGUGCUACCCUGUGUGUCAUCUGCCAAGACCGAAGCUCCUUACGCCAAACAAUUGUCCGCUUAGAGCUAGAGGAUGAGUGGCAGUUCCGUCUCCGGGAUGAGUUUCAAACUGCUAACAGCAGUGAUGACAAGCCUCUUUACUUUCUUACUGGACGCCAUGUAUGAAUGUUUGAAGAGACCAAAAAUAACAAAGGGAUGCCUAGGUGGGAUGGGAGUGAAACAAUUAUUGGGGAUUUCUUUUCUUCAAAGUACAAUCACUGUGGAGCAAAGUGCAACAUACUUGUCUAUUCUCCAAAGAACUCCUCAGAUCUGUCUUUGGGAUCAUUCUUCAGUUCCAAUUACAGGAUCUUAAGUUCAGGUGAACUGCAUAGUAGGUAGUUAUGCAAUUACUUAGGAUGGGAGCCCAAGGAGGAUAGACUUUGGAGAACAAACAGUUUGCAUGAUUUUGUUUCUACUAUAUUAUGUUAAAGGAAAAGCUGUCAGCAUUAGGUAGCUUGAAUGUUGUUAAAUGAGACUCACACUAUUGGUGUGGAACUAAUUGAAGAUAAACGUUAGAGGCCUGACCCUCAGUUUCUCUUCAGAUCUGUACUGUGGUACAGAUAUCUGUACUUUGGUACAGGUAUUUCUCAGGGGUAUGAAAUGAUAAAAUGUAGAAGAUAUUUGUAUUUAAAAAAACUAGUAGUUUUGUCUUUCUCUGUGCAGUGUUAGUUUAAGAUUUAUAAUCUUAUAUGUAUUGAAACUUUUGGCAAAAUUUCCACAGGAGUUAAAAGUUUACUAUUUAAACCGAACAAACAAAUCAGUAAAUGCAGAGCAGGCAUUGUGCGCAUUUAUGAAGCUUCUCAGCUUAGUCCCUAUGGAUUUCCCAUUCUUUAAAAUUUCUCCAGUCUUUAAGCACAUCAUGUCUAUAUGGCACAGUGAUUAUUCUUGUGCAAAUAAUGGAGUAAGUAGUUGAGCCAAUUAAGCCACACUUGCAGUAAACCUGUACCUACCCUGUUUGGGUUGAAAGAAAGCAGUGGGCAUCAGUAGUGUCAGGCUGGGAUUCUGUUAUGGAGUUAAAUCAGCUCAUUUCUUUCAGGAACUCAAACAAAAUUUCCUCUAAAAGACACACUGAAUAUAAGCUGCCUUACAAUGAGAACAUGGAGACUGCUGAAACAGUCAUAGAAAGAGGAGGAACUGUUUUUCUUAGUUCUCCCAGCCACUUUUUUUGCGAGGAAUGAGGAAGAUUCUGUGAAGUCUUUUUGACUCACUAAAAUCUACGGGUGGUAUUUUACUAACAUCAAUAGGAGGCAUAAGUUUCUAUGGAUUUCUCACCAAAUAAUAAAAAACAGGGUUUCAGAAAGUAUUUUACAAGUCUAUUGGAAGUUUACACUGAGAUUACAAGUUCAUCACUUAUUUUCAGAUUACUCUCAUUAGUCCACAUGUGUAUCACUUUAUCCCCACUUAAAAUGGUCACUUUUACUUGAAUCUAUUUUAGGCCCCAGAGGGCCUAUCUAAGCCUGCAUUUACUUAGAACAAAUAGUGUUAACCUAUCAGCUUUAUUGUCUUGUGAUAACACGGAGUUUACAGCUAGUGAGAUGAUGAAAUGUAUUAGACUGAAACUGGUUUGCAAAUCUCUUGGUUUUAAUAUAGCUACUUGUAAUGCUUUAAGUGUAUCUUGAAAUGAACAAUUCCUUUUAGCCCCAUUUUUAAACUGUCCUUCAAAGAAGACCUGCCUUAUGUAUGAUUUAAAAAAUAUUGCUUUAGUACAAACUUUUGGCAAAGAGGUAUGUUCUGAGGCAAUUUUUUUUUAGAAUGAAUGUAUUUCACUUCCUCCUGUCUGGUUAAAAGGGCCUGGUGCAGAUGAUAUGUCAAGAAACCCACUGUCUGUGCAAUAUUUCAAUAACACUACAUAGGGCAAAUAAAAUACUUGAAAUAAUUCUAAAACAAUUUUUGUACCUGGGGAAGAUGGCCUUAUGACUGAAAAUCUAAAGAACAUUUUUAAAGCUAGAUGAAAGUACUCAAAUGAUUAUGGCUUGUAAAUACUUCUCAAUUCAACAGUGUAGAAGAAAAAUACCGGAAUAAAGCCAAAGACUAUCAUCCAACAAUGAAGAAAUUUCAACUGAUCUGCCUGCCUUCCCUGCCUCCCCUCCCUGCCUGUUUUACUAAGUCUGGAUCUUUUAAAAAUAUCUUCUCAGUAUAAUUCCUUCAGGAAUGUCCUCUUAAGGAUGAAAUUGCACAAGUUCAGGACACCAUGACUUCUUAAUGCUUGUCUUGGGAGUGUUCAGUUUUAUGCUUUUUCCUUAAGAUGCUGAGGUAAGGCAAAUGGAUUCACUCAGCCACACAAACUUACCUUCAGGCCUGCUGGACCUCGGCAUCUAUGACAGCUCACACAGGUUAAUACUGAAUGUAAACUAAAAAUUGCAAGGAUCAUUGUAGUGAAUCAGUUUGGGCUGUAAUUUAUGCAACGGCUUCUUAUGACUUAGAAAAGGGGCACCUUGUUCCUUUACUACUGUAAAAUUUUCUUAACCAAAAUUUGGUGAAUUUCACCAGUCUACCUCACAUUUUGUUUUUAUUCUAUAAGUUGUGUCUACAGUAUGUUUUAUCCUUUCAUUUAAUUUGGUGAAUGUAUUAAAAUUCUCUCCCAUUC